GAGGACAGGCCUCAUCAAACAUGCCGAAUACAUGGAGUUUCUAAACAGUGUUCCAACAUUCCAAGGCCUUUCAGAAGAAAUACUAAGCAAGCUUGCUGACGUGAUGGAAGAGACGCACUACGGGGACGGGGAGUACAUCAUCAGACAGGGAGCCAGAGGGGACACCUUCUUCAUCAUCAGCAAGGGAAAGGUGAACGUCACCAGGGAGGAUUCUUCCAAUGACAUGCCUGUGUACCUGCGAGGCCUGGGCAAAGGAGACUGGUUUGGGGAGAAAGCCCUGCAGGGUGAGGACAUCAGGACGGCUAAUGUGAUCGCUGCUGAAGCUGUCACCUGCCUGGUCAUUGACAGAGAUUCAUUUAAGCACUUGAUUGGGGGCCUCGAGGAUGUCUCAAACAAAGGCUAUGAGGAUGCAGGGGCCAAAGCCAAAUACGAAGCGGAGAACGCCUUCUUCUGUAACCUGAAGCUGGUGGACUUCAACAUCAUUGACACGUUGGGGGUCGGAGGUUUCGGACGAGUGGAGCUGGUAGGAUGUUUAAAUAAAGUGCAGCUCAAAAGUGACGAGAUCAAAACGUUUGCGAUGAAGAUCCUGAAGAAGAGGCACAUCGUGGACACGCGGCAACAGGAGCACAUCCGCUCCGAGAAGCAGAUCAUGCAGGAGGCCCACUCGGACUUCAUUGUCAGGCUAUAUAGGACAUUCAAAGAUGCCAAGUAUCUCUACAUGUUGAUGGAGGCGUGCCUUGGGGGAGAGCUCUGGACCAUACUUAGGGACAGAGGUUCAUUUGAAGACUCGACCACACGGUUCUACACGGCCUGCGUGGUGGAGGCCUUCGCUUACCUGCAUUCCAAAGGGAUCAUCUACCGAGAUCUCAAACCCGAGAACCUCAUCCUGGAUCACAGAGGCUAUGCCAAGCUGGUGGACUUUGGCUUUGCCAAGAAGAUUGGGUUUGGGAAGAAGACAUGGACUUUCUGCGGGACCCCGGAGUACGUGGCACCCGAGAUCAUCCUGAACAAGGGGCAUGACAUCUCCGCUGACUACUGGUCGUUGGGGAUCCUCAUGUACGAACUCCUGACUGGAAGCCCGCCAUUUUCAGGGCCAGAUCCAAUGAAGACAUAUAAUAUUAUCCUGAGAGGAAUCGACAUGAUUGAAUUUCCAAAGAAGAUCACCAAAAAUGCUGCCAAUUUGAUAAAGAAACUAUGCAGGGACAAUCCUUCGGAAAGACUUGGAAACUUGAAAAAUGGAGUCAAAGAUAUCCAAAAGCACAAAUGGUUUGAAGGCUUUAACUGGGAGGGGUUGAGGAAAGGAACCCUGACUCCUCCAAUCAUCCCUGAUGUCUCGUCGUCAACUGACACAAGCAACUUUGACAGUUUCCCAGAGGACAACGAUGACCCUCCUCCAGAUGACAUGUCUGGCUGGGACACAGAUUUUUAAAUCCAUGUGUAGUAGCCUCUCUGGCCACUCCCCCUUUCCUGGGGAAGCCCUUCAAGGGUUUGGCUGCAGAGCACAGAUAGACAGACAGACAGUUGAUGAUGCUGUGAACCGACAGUGACAGUGAAGGGGGCAGUCCUACCGCUCUGGGUCACCGAGAUGCCUUCACCGAUGUUGCUCCACUCUCCUCUGAGGUGACAUUGGGACUAAUGGUCUAGCUGACAGAAGUCCCCUUCAGUCUCCCAACAUCACCAUCAACCAUGGAUCGCCUCAUGGAGAGUUUUUUUUGUUGUCACAUAUUUGUAUAUUUAGGUUUAUGUUGUGGCUGUUAGCACUUACCAGUGUUUUCAGUGAUUACUUGUGAUACUGAGUCGAGUGAGACUGAGAGGGAGAUUGCAGCUGUCUGUUGUAGCUUCUUCAGGACCACGAUUCCAACAGGGGAGUUGACACUCUUCUAAACGCUUGUCAUCAACAAUCUAAAUGUUAUUUUUUACAAGUUCCUUUGUAACAUAUUACACUUACGAUGACAGCACAUAAAGAUUAUAUAUUGUAUAUAAUGCGUACUGUAUUCCAUUCGAAAACGCACACAAGCAUAUACACAAUUGAACACGUGUAAUUACACCGUUUAUAGCAAAGUUGUUGGAUUGAUAAAACUAUUUUGCCAAAUUGAGUUGCAAGGACAUAUUUGACUUUCAGUGUAUUACCAUUUAGUUAUUUAUUAAGUAAAGGGAUGAUCGAGCCAUCGAGUGGAGCAACAGCCAAGACCAUUGUUUGCCACUAGAGGGCAAUUUACUACUGAUACAAAAACAGGCUUAUACCAGAGGGACACAGGAGGUGAUGUCAAACACUGGGAAUUUUGGGCGAUAGCAAGUGGACUUUGAUACAUGGCAAAAUACAGUCAGUCUGUCAUAUAGAGAUUAUUCUACAAUUCACACGAUUCAUUUCCCAUCAACAUGGACCUUUACAAUAUGAUCAUUUCUAAAUGACUGACAAGAUGACUGCCCUUCUACAUAAUUUCAAAUGUUUAUACUGACUUUCAAAACACUAUGAAUAUUAUUUAUUGUAGGACCAGAAGAAAAUAUUUCUGUACAUAAAUAUGUAGUGCUGAUAUUUUUGUGAUAUGUAUAUGAGUAGGAUAUACUUAUGAAAAUCAUUAUUUAAUUUGAAUAUUUGUGUUUGAAUGUUUUGUCAAGUGAAAUAUCGUGACAUAUUUCCUCAAACUUGAAUUAUCUUUUCAUGUUAUCGCCAUCAUCCACUGAAUGACUGUGAAGUCGCUCACCCCAGUACUGAGCAUCAUUACAUGGCUUUUUGGCAUUAUUGAAAGUGCCUUAACUCGAUGGCAUCCAAAAUAUAUCUUCAAUAUUUGUUUUAAUGCUGCAUGACAAGGUCAGACAACUUAAACUGUCGUCGUUAUUUGGCUCGUUGCUUUUUUAUAGUCCAGCUAUUUGUAUGCCUUUUUUUCUUACAAUAAAAUGUUACUUUCAAUCAA
Messenger RNA from Oncorhynchus gorbuscha (pink salmon), 2915 nucleotides. RefSeq names its product cGMP-dependent protein kinase 1. The transcript has 14 exons. Gene Ontology annotation, molecular function: ATP binding; cGMP-dependent protein kinase activity. The record is from RefSeq and is a predicted model, not a curated record. Gene Ontology annotation, biological process: protein phosphorylation. NCBI's taxonomy places the organism in Eukaryota, Metazoa, Chordata, Actinopteri, Salmoniformes, Salmonidae. The coding region runs from base 32 to 1429 and encodes 465 amino acids.